ACCUCCAAACCCCUUUUUAUAAACCACCAAACAAAUCGUUCUAAAUCAACACACAUUUUGAUUUUGUUAUGCGACAUGAAGUACUUCUGCGCUAUAUUCGUGUUGCUCAUCGUUCUUGGACUCAGUGCUACCGACGGCUACGAUUGCAAGAUCGUCCAGUUUAUAUUUGGGGACUCCUUGUCUGAUGUAGGCAACAAUAGGAACCUACCAAGGAGCUUAGCCCAGGCGAAUCUACCAUUUUACGGUAUAGAUUUUGGCAAUGGUUUGCCUAAUGGAAGGUUCACUAAUGGCCGAACUGUUUCAGACAUUAUAGGUGAUAAAAUUGGGUUACCAAGACCAGUAGCCUUUUUGGAUCCAUCAAUGAAUGAAGAUGUAAUACUUGAAAAUGGAGUGAACUAUGCUUCAGGAGGUGGUGGAAUCUUGAAUGAAACUGGUGGUUAUUUCAUACAAAGAUUUUCUCUAUGGAAGCAAAUAGAGUUAUUCCAAGGGACACAAGAUGUGAUUGUAGCAAAGAUAGGGAAAAAAGAAGCAGACAAAUUCUUCCAACAAGCUCGAUACGUCGUCGCUUUAGGCAGCAAUGACUUCAUUAACAACUACUUGAUGCCUGUCUAUGGGGAUUCUUGGAAGUACAAUGAUCAAACAUUCGUCGACUACUUAAUGGAAACACUUGAUUCUCAACUCAGGGUGUUGCACAGUUUGGGAGCGAGGAAGCUAAUGGUGUUUGGUUUAGGACCAAUGGGUUGUAUCCCACUUCAAAGAGCUUUAAGCCUCGAUGGUCAAUGUCAAAACAAGGCUAGUAAUCUUGCUAAGAGAUUCAACAAAGCUGCGGCCACAAUGCUCCAAGAUCUCGAAACCAAACUCCCAAAUGCAAGUUACAAGUUUGGUGAAGCCUAUGACCUUGUCAACGACGUCAUUACUAACCCACAGAAAUACGGAUUCGAUAACUCGGAUUCGCCGUGUUGCUCGUUCUACAAAAUCCGGCCGGCGCUGACAUGUAUUCCGGCGUCGACCUUGUGUAAAGACAGAAGUAAGUAUGUGUUUUGGGACGAGUAUCAUCCGACCGAUAAGGCCAACGAGCUAGUUGCUAAUAUUCUUAUCAAAAGGUUUGAUUUCAUGCGUGCCGAUGACGGUACUUCCACCGCUCCUGCUCCUUCCCCAGACGAUAAUUAACUGAUCGACGUCUUAAUUAUAUGCAAUUUUCGGUUUAUUUUUUAUUUUGUUCAUCAUGUUGUGGAGAGUCCUCGUUUCUCCUAAAUUUUUAAUUACAAUUAUUGUUUUGUGAAAUAAUGUUUUGUUUCUGUAAUAUCUUCAUAUUUUGUUGUGUGUCUUAUAAUAGCAAAGAUAUCAUCAUAUGUUGAGGUUGUUGUUGUGUC
Messenger RNA from Raphanus sativus (radish), 1373 nucleotides. Its product is annotated as GDSL esterase/lipase At1g74460. The record is from RefSeq and is a predicted model, not a curated record. The transcript is spliced from 5 exons. Gene Ontology annotation, molecular function: hydrolase activity, acting on ester bonds. NCBI's taxonomy places the organism in Eukaryota, Viridiplantae, Streptophyta, Magnoliopsida, Brassicales, Brassicaceae. The coding region runs from base 76 to 1170 and encodes 364 amino acids.